UCCAUACUACCGUGAAUCAGAAGUAUUACAGGCGGGCUUUCGUCGCUGCUUUUGAACUGUACUUCUUAAAAAAAUAACUGUUAGCACCAUUACAGUUCAUACAUAUAUAUAUUAUACGAAUUAAGCGAUUUCUGUACGUCGAAUCAAAGUAAAACGAGGGCCUGCUUCCCCUCAGACACAGAGGCCACCAUGAAGCUGACGGACAAUGUGCUGCGGAGCUUCAGAGUUGCUAAGGUGUUCCGAGAGAACUCAGACAAAAUUAAUUGUUUCGAUUUCAGUUCAAACGGAGAAACGAUUAUUUCCAGCAGCGACGACGACUCAUUAGUCUUAUACGACUGCCAAGAGGGAAAACCAAAGAGGACUCUCUACAGUAAAAAGUAUGGAGUGGAUCUGAUUAGGUACACACAUGCUGCAAACACUGUGGUCUACAGUUCCAACAAAAUUGAUGACACAAUCCGGUACCUGUCACUUCAUGACAACAAAUACAUCCGCUACUUUCCUGGACAUAACAAAAGAGUGACAUCUCUUUCCAUGUCUCCCGUGGACGACACAUUUAUUUCUGGCUCAUUAGAUAAAACUAUCAGGCUGUGGGAUCUGCGGUCACCUAACUGCCAGGGUCUGAUGCACCUUCAGGGGAAGCCAGUGUGCUCCUUUGAUCCAGAAGGUCUCAUUUUUGCUGCUGGAAUAAAUUCAGAGAUGGUUAAACUUUAUGAUCUGCGGUCGUUUGAUAAGGGUCCAUUUGCAACCUUCAAGCUUCAGUAUGACCGAACGUGUGAGUGGACAGGACUCAAGUUCAGCAACGACGGGAAACUCAUUCUUCUUUCUACGAAUGGCGGAACCCUUCGCAUCCUGGAUGCCUUUAAGGGCGCUGUACUGCAUAACUUUGGGGGCUACAACAACAGUAAAGGUGUAACGCUGGAGGCCUCAUUUACCCCGGAUUCUCAGUUCGUUAUGAUUGGCUCUGAGGACGGAAAGAUCCAUGUUUGGAACGCAGAGAGCGGCAUGAAGGUGGCUUUAUUAGAUGGGAAGCACACAGGACCAAUAACCUGCCUCCAAUUCAACCCCAAGUUCAUGACGUUUGCAAGCGCCUGCUCCAACAUGGCGUUCUGGCUCCCCACCAUCGACGACUGAUGACAGCAUAGUGAAGGCCUUUGUUGAAGGCUGAAGUGACCAGCAGGGGGCAGCACAGCCAGCUCUGUCAAUUUCUACAGGAAGUGCAGCCUAUUCAGCUCAAAUUGUAAAUAAGUAGUCUGCAGAAAUAGAUACUUUGUCUAUUCUUUUUUAUAUUUCUAUUUAAAAUUAAACUUUUUCUUUGUAAAGAUGUUGA
Molecule: messenger RNA, 1327 nt
Organism: Acanthopagrus latus (yellowfin seabream)
Lineage: Eukaryota; Metazoa; Chordata; Actinopteri; Spariformes; Sparidae
Gene: wdr82
Product: WD repeat domain 82
Exons: 9
Coding region: 190-1131 (313 amino acids)
Cellular component (GO): Set1C/COMPASS complex
Molecular function (GO): chromatin binding; protein binding
Source: RefSeq, a predicted model, not a curated record